AUGACCAGUGAACCUGACCUCGCCCAAUCCGCAUCAAAUGCGAAGCAAGCGUUGAGGUCGCCCCCUCUACCUGGUCGACCAAAAGAAGGUCCAAUGGGCAUUUCUAAUCUUCAUGUUCCUAAAUCCUCACUCGAUCCAGGAUGUUCACAUGGUAUUAGAGCGUGGAUCCUGAUUGAUCUCGUCACGCUGAAUCGAGUGAUGGUACCCUCGUUCAAUUUCGAGAAAAUUCAGAAUCGUUUAUUUUCUCUCUCUCGCAAAAUAUUUUCUUCGAAUUUCCUGCAAUCUCCAGCUUAUAUCUUCAAUAUCUCGGUCGAUUUGAGGUUUUCCUUUGGUUUCGAGUCAGAGACUGUUGUUGUUGAAGCUAGGGUUCAACCUUCAAAUCCUGGUUUUUCUGGAGAUUCUCGUGAUUAUCAAGGCCGUGCUCUUUUCGGUUGCAAAAGAGGCUGUUCACUUUCUCCAGAAAUUGCUGAGAGUGUUCAGUAUUCAGAAACUGCUAAAAGCAUAUGGGAACAAUUAAAUAAAAAAUAUGGGGCAGUUAAUGGGACGAAGAUUUUUGAGAUAAAGAAAGAACUUGCUUCCACUAUGCAAGGAGCUCUUGACAUAGCUUUCUAUUUCAACAAACUCAAAAAAUUAUGGGAUGAACUAAGGGUAAUGCGUAGUAAUAAAAUAAAUGCUUGUGCAUGUCCUAUUAGAGCAGAACUUCUGAAAAAGGAAGAAGAGGAUAGAGUCCACCAAUUUUUAAUGGAUGAAAAACAAAGACAAGUAAAUCCUGGUUCAAAUUUCAGUUCUAAAUCUGCAUCUUUUAAUGUGUCUGGCUUCAACAACAAAGCACCUUUUGCUCAGCCUCAAAGACAAUAUACUCAAAGGAUUAAUUUUGACCAGAGUAAAGGGAACCUGAGUAAUCUGUUUUGCAAAUAUUGUAAGAAGCCUGGACACUUAGUUGAUAAGGGUUACAAACUUCAUGGGUUUCCUCCUAACUUCAAGUUUACCAAAGGCAAGAGAAUUGCAGUCAAUGUGACUACAGAAAGUGAAUUUUCCAAUGAUUCCAACCCAAACUCAUCUGGUUUCACUCCUAAUGUCAAUAGUGGUAUUAUGGUAUCUUCUGAGGGUCAAAUGUCUUCAAUACAUGGUCUAACACAGCAGCAGUACACUCAGUUAAUGAAUCUGCUUCAACAAUCUCAACUGUCUGAGUCAGUUACUUCACCUCAUAUCAUGGCAUCUGCCAAUUUUGCUGGUAUAUUGUUGUCUGAUUCUGUAGUGUCUGGUUCUAGUUCUUGUAUGCUGACACAAACCACCAAUCCUAGAAAAUUAAUUUGGAUAAUUAAUUCUGGUGCCACUGAUCUCAUGACAUCAAAUAAAGAUGUCCCUUUCAAUAUAACUCCUUUAACUAUCCCUUAUCUUGUAUCACUUCCAAAUAGAUAUAAAAUAAAGGCCCAUUUUCUGAAGAAGCCUCUGGAGCUUGGUAGAGUGGAUGAUGGACUCUACAAGGCAGAAGAUGUUGUCUUUCAUGAGCUUGUGUUUCCCUUUGAUACAUCUUCCACUUCUUCAUCUCAUGCCAUACAGUCUCCUAGUCUUCCUCCCAGUCCUGCUUUGGAUCCUUUUAGUGACACUAUUGUUCCUGUUCCUGUUCCUACUAAUGAACUACCUUCUACUUCUUUGUCAACUCUUGCUUCUCCUCCUCCUCCCAAUCCUGCUUCACCUACUAUCAGUGCUGAUACAAUUCCUUCUAUUCUUGAAUCUCCUACUCCUCCCUUAAGGAGAUCUGAUAGACCACACCAUCUUCCCUCCUAUCUACAAGACUAUAAGUGUCAGCUUCAUGUCUCCUUUUCUUGUUCUUCUGUUCAGCCUGUUGAAUUUGAGCCUUACACUUAUACUCACGUAGCACCUAUCCCAUCAUGGCAAGAUGCAAUGAGAAAGGAGUUUGAGGCACUAGAAGCUAAUAAUACUUGGGAUAUUGUUGAACUACCUGCUGGGACGAAACCUAUUGGGUCUGUUGCUGUUAAGCAUGGUUGGUCUAUGUUGCAGCUUGAUGUGAAUAAUGCUUUCCUUCAUGGUGAUCUGCAUGAGGAAGUUUAUAUGAAGCUUCCUCAAGGUCUUUCAAUUUCCUCUUCUUCCUCAUCUGCCCCCUUAGUUUGCAAACUAAAGAAAUCCCUCUAUGGCUUGAAGCAGCCUUCCAGGCAAUGGUAUGCAAAGUUGUCCCAAGCUUUAUGUUCCAGAGGGUAUACUCAUUCCUUAAAUGAUUACUCUCUAUUUGUCAAAGGGUCUUCUGGUGAUAUUGUCAUUCUUGCUCACUAUUUCUUGGGGAUUGAGGUUAGUACUUCACCUGCUGGUGUAUUCUUAAAUCAGAGAAAAUUUGUUUUGGAUCUACUUAAAAAAUAUAACUGUUUGGAGGUGUCUUCUGUUGUUUCACCUUUGGAUUUAAAUUCCAAGUUGAAGGCUGAUUCUGGUGAGUUGUUUGCCCAUCCUGAAAGGUACAGGAGUCUAAUUGGCAAGCCUCUCUUCUUGACUCAUACAAGACCUGAUUUAUGUUUUGGUGUACAACAUUUAAGUCAAUUUUUACAAGCUCCAAGACUGCCUCAUAUGACUGCUGCUCUUCACAUGUUGAGGUACCUGAAGGGUACCAUUAUUGUACUCUCACAACUUAUUCUGAUAGUGAUUGGGCAGCUUGCCCUGAUACUCGCAAAAACAACAUGUUUCUCCUCUGCUGAAGCUGAAUACAGGGCACUGAGCAAAGUGGUGGCUGAACUCACUUGGCUCACAAGGCUGCUUCCUCGUCUUUCUGUUCAUGUUUCUUAUCCUGUUUCUGUUUAUUGUGACAACCAGGCUGCUAUUCAUAUUGCUAGAAAUCCGGUGUUUCAUGAGCGUACCAAGCACAUCGAGGUGGAUUGCCAUUUUAUCAUAAAGAAGUUAGCGGAUGGCUUGAUUCAGCUGUUUCAUGUUUCCACCUCUAAUCAACUUGCCGACAUCUUCACCAAGUCUCUUCCUGGUGUGCUCCAUCAGUCAUUCUUGUCCAAGUUGAAGGUGUUCUCCCCGUCCAACUUGAAGGAGGUGCUGGGCUAUCUGACUAUCUAG
Molecule: messenger RNA, 3072 nt
Organism: Nicotiana attenuata
Lineage: Eukaryota; Viridiplantae; Streptophyta; Magnoliopsida; Solanales; Solanaceae
Exons: 11
Coding region: 1-3072 (1023 amino acids)
Source: RefSeq, a predicted model, not a curated record